AGAGGUCUUGUCGUUAUCUACGGAUUUUGCUGUAGUGUGAAUUGUGAUGGUUGGGGAAAGUGGUGUGAUGGCGAUGAUUAAUGCCGGAAAUGUUUAUAUGUAUAGUUUUUAACGCAUUCAGAAUUAUUCGUUGCUAAUAAUUUGUGUGUUAAAACAACUUUUUGAUAUGUUGAUUAGGGGUAUUGUGUAGUGAACACAAUGUUCCGUAUGUUGUAUAAACGGACGAAAAUGAAACACGUCAUGUGAAGUCAAGAAAUAAUUUCGGAUUUCCGUAUAUUAUCCCAAUUAAAACAAAACAAACUGCAUCAUGGAAUAUCUUACAUUCAGCACAAGGCCGUAUAUUUCUUGACGAAGAGUUAAUAAUAGAAGUAGAUGUGUCCCAACUUCGAAAUUGGGAAUCUCUCUUUAUCAUUAAAGGGACUUAUACUAGCAAUAAUGAUACUGCUCAGUUUUUGCCUUGGCCUGACCUCAAUUUUAGCUCAUUUGGGGGAUGUGGCCCAAGCAGUGACGAGUGAGGAAAGGGAGGAACUGAAGGAAGAAGCAAGAGAUAUGUUUUAUCAUGCUUACAGAGCUUAUAUGGAGAAUGCAUAUCCUGCUGAUGAGCUUAUGCCGCUGAGUUGUACUGGGCGAUGGCGAGGUACAGAACCUAGUCGAGGAGAUAUAGAUGACACUCUUGGGAACUUCUCACUGACUCUGAUAGAUACACUGGAUACUCUCGUUGUGUUGGGAGAUCUUGAAGAGUUCGAGCAUGCUGUGAAGCUUGUGCUGAGGGACGUUAGUUUUGACAAUGAUGUCGUUGUCUCUGUUUUUGAGACCAACAUCAGAGUUCUAGGAGGACUACUGUCAGGACAUAUUCUGACAGAGUACCUGCAGCAACGGGCAGGCAUCAUGAGGUGGUAUCAUGGAGAAUUGUUGCAGAUGGCACGGGAUCUGGGAUAUCGUCUCUUGCCCGCAUUCAACACCUCUACUGGCAUUCCACAUGCCAGGAUCAACUUGAGGUUUGGGUUAAAGAGUCCAAAAUUGGAGUCUUCUCGUGAAACAUGCACUGCAUGUGCAGGGACCAUGAUUUUAGAAAUGGCAGCGUUGUCACGACUUACUGGUGAAUCUGUGUUUGAGGAAAAAGCACAUCGGGCUAUGGAUGAGCUGUGGAAAAUCAGACAUCGAAGCUCAGACCUGAUGGGCACUGUUCUCAACAUCCAUUCAGGUGACUGGGUGCGGAGAGACUCUGGUGUGGGUGCAGGCAUCGACUCUUAUUAUGAGUACUGCCUGAAGGCCUACAUUCUGCUUGGUGAUGAACGCUACCUUGGCCGCUUUAAUAAGCAUUACUCGGCUGUGAUGAAGUACAUCAGCCAGGGACCCAUGCUGCUAGAUGUCCACAUGCACCGUCCACACACUAAUUCUCGCAACUUUAUGGAUGCUCUUCUUGCAUUCUGGCCUGGGCUGCAGGUGUUAAAGGGAGACAUCAAGCCUGCAGUUGAAACGCACGAAAUGCUGUACCAGGUGAUGCAGCGUCACAACUUCAUUCCUGAGGCUUUCACAACAGACUUCCAGGUUCACUGGGGACAGCACCCAUUGAGACCAGAGUUCCUGGAAUCAACUUAUUUUCUGUAUCGUGCAACAAGUGAUCCAUACUAUCUGGAAGUAGGGCGCAGUGUACUGAGAAGUCUGCAAAAGUAUGCACGUGUACCAUGUGGAUAUGCAGCUGUCAGAGAUGUGCGCACAGGCAUUCAUGAAGACAGAAUGGACUCAUUUGUGCUAGCAGAGACUUUUAAAUACCUCUUUCUACUCUUUGCUGAUCCUGCAGACCUUGUGCUAGAUCUGGAUGAAUUUCUGUUUACUACAGAGGCCCAUCUGCUUCCGCUGUCAUUGGCACGCAACUCAAACUAUACAGUUGUUACGAUCUCAGAACAGCAAGAGAUAAGAAGGGGCGAAGCAGACCUGGAAUAUGCACGUUCUUGUCCAAAUACACUACAUUUAUUUCCUGAAUCAGUCCGUAGGCCUCUACGCAAUUUAGUGGAUGGUGUUUGUCCACGCAGUCCUGCUCUUAGACACUUACAUGCUUCAGAGUUCCAGGCUGGUAACCCAGAUCACAUGAGAAUGGUGAAAGAUAUGGGCAUUUCUAUUCUUACACUUCCUGAUGGCAGGGUACAGCUUUUACAUACAUUUGCUAAUGCUCGAACACCGACUGAUGCGGAAGAGGGAUUGUUGUUCAUGCAGGAAAUGGUGGAAUUGGCUAAGAUGCAGUCGCAACAACCCGAUACACCUCAAGCUGUUGCUUUUAUGGUACAAAGUGCAGGUGGUGUUGAGGAUAAACAGGUGGUAAUCAGUGCUGGACCUGCACACUUUGGACGUGAGUUGCGUGGUACUGAUCAGGUAAAAGGUCGCAUAGGUGUUGCUGAUCCUUUACGAUUGUGUGGGGAUCUACUAAACCCAGAACACGUGAGAGGGCGUAUUGCUAUAAUGGAGCGUGGUGACUGUAUGUUCAUUGAAAAGGCAAGGCGAAUCCAGAAAGCAGGAGCCAUCGCAGGCAUUGUGGUUGACAAUACGCCAGGAACAUCAGCGGCCACGUCGCCCAUGUUUGCCAUGUCGGGUGAUGGCACCGAUGAUGUCAACAUUCCUGUGGUGUUCCUCUUCUACCAGGAUGCUUCUCAGCUGCUGCAAGCUGUGAGCAGCAGUCCUGCCCUUGAAGUGACUGUGGCUGGAAUGAAAGCCCUGGAACAGCAACGUGGAACAGAAAAAUCAUCUACUGAUAAGCUGAGAAGUGAUGAUUCAUCCUCUUUAUCGCAAGAAGAGUUGCAAGAUUCAACAUUGGAAAACUUGAAAAAUUUGGUCCAGGAGUUUCUGAGCAAGGAGGAUGCUAUUUCAAAGGGAAAUGUAGAUACUCUAGAGGUGUCACAAGGUGAUGUGGGUGAUUUCCACGCAGCAGUGGAACAUAAUGCUGGUGGUCAGGAGAUCAUUCGUAUUUCGCGUCGAGACUCCUCGAAAGCAGUACAGCCUGCCGUAUCCAUGAAUGGAGGAGAGAACGGUAAGAUACUAGAGAUAGAACGUUGGAUGCAAGUGCGCGACCGACUGCUUACUGUGCUGACUGAAGAAGAGAACAAGGGGAAAGUGGUAGUGCCUGCAUCCUUGCUUCGUCUCUAUCGCGAGUUGCUUGAUAAACAGUUCUCUGGCAGGAUUGGGGAACCCUCUGCACAUUUGCAGGCUGCAUGGCUGCUUGCUGAACUAGUGCAGGUUGGCGCGGCCAGCAAGGCUAGUCAAGAGAAUAAAAUAGUUAUUUUGGAGCAGAAGUUCAGUGUUACGCCUGCAGGACAGGCUGAAACAGAGCAGAACAUCCAGGAAGGAGGAGAGAGUAACAUUUUAGUAAAGGGCGCUGUCAAACAGGUCCCAGUGUCAAAGAAGAUAGUUAAAAGUGUGAAAUCGGAGAACAGUGAUGAUAUAGUGGUAGGAACAGCGGAAGAGGAAAGCUGUGAUAGUGAAAAUGAAAGUAGAGAGGAGCUCAGAACUUCUUUAGACAGUGAAAAUGAAGACAAACAUUUAGGCCGAGCAUCAGAUGAACUAUGAAAAUUGCAUAUACUGUAAGGAGAACGAGAUAGACGAAGAUGGUGAUAUUCUUCUGGGUUUUGGCGCCAUGUAGACUUGUCAGUAGAUGUCAAGAGUUUUGGAGAAACAUAUCGUCUGCAUCAUGAGGGCAGGGAUUAUUUUAUUAAACAGCAAAAACCAGUUGAUCUUUAUAAUGGUGAAGUGUUGUGUUUUCUUUGAGGUACAGACUGAAUUCUUAAAUAUUUUUCGAUUACCUUUUUCUUUGAAGGGUUAUUCGGCCUAUCUUGAAUGCCUUCAUGGUUUGUAGCUCAUGUGGAGACAGACUAAUCAUUACAGUGUUUGGGAAUGAAUGGUCAGAUUUCAAAUUCAUGCUGGACAGGAUAUUAAACAAAGUUCUUCAACAUCAAGUUGUGGUCAGCAUGUUUUUUGCUUCAAACAUUUAAAUUGCUGACAUGCCAAGAAUUUUUCUUGAAGAUGUCAUCUGUGUUCUGAUAGCUGCAAACAUAUCAAGGUCAUUUUUCUGUUAAGAAGACUGUGUGAUAUAAGUCUGUGUUUAUCCAUGUUGAAAAUGAUGUUCUGGGUUUUAGUGCCAUGUGGAUAUUUCUGAGAAACAUACUGUCUUCAUGUUCAGGGCUGGAGACAGUAUAAUUUUUUGAAAUGUUGGCAUCAGCCUACAAGUUUCCAUGGUGCCAAACUCCAGAAGAUCAUCAUCAUCAUCAUCUUCACAGCCAUGGAAAACCUCAAAUCUUAUGUGUUACUGAAAAUUUGUUAUCAAGUAUAAAGUGACCUUUGCUUGGUGCCUUUUAAUGUGUUCUAUUUUCAGUGCUAAUGUUACAGUGAUGAAGGCCAUUAAAAUCAGGCUAUUUUUACAAAAGAAGGUACAGAAACAAAGAACAAGUGUUUUAAAUAUAUCAUCUAACCUGCCUAUGUGCUCGAAAUUUAAAUCUUAUCACUGCAAUAAAUGUUAUAGUACUUACUGCAUGUUUAAAAGGUUAGCAUUGUAAACUAGAAUAACAUAAUUCAGAGUAUGGUUUUUCUGUUCAGAGAUGUAGCUUCUUAUGGUAUUUUUCCCCUCCUGUCUCUACGAUCCUGAGAUUUGUAUAUGCUAAUGCAUCACAUAUGCUAUUGUUCCUAAAGAAAAUAAAAUGCCUUACAUUACCAAAUUAGUGACACUGUCAUUAAAGUGAUGCUGUAUCCUUGAGUUCCAUUUCAGUACUGAAUGUCAGUUAUAGGCCUAGUAGCACUAGGAACAGUAGUAUUUUAGAGUUAUGUACGUACAUUUAUAAUUAAGCCAAGUGGAGAAGUGUUACUAGGUCAUUGGUGUGUUUUGAUGUAAAAACUGAGGUAAUUCUGGUCUUUAAGCCAUUCCAGUUAUUUCAUUGUCACCAUGGUACUAGAUGUGGGUUUUUCCAUAUUUUUUGAGAUGAGGUGUCUAUUUCAUUUUCAGUCAGGAUAUAGAGGUAAUUUUAUAUUCACAAACUAAGAUAAGUGUAUAAAACCAAAUACAUUUAACUGAUUUUAUGGGAAAAUAGGCAUCUGGAAAUUGUGCGGUAUCCUGAAACUCGCUUUUCCCUAGAGUAUUGUAUUGAUACUUAAAUGUUACAUUUCUACUGCCAAUUCUCAAUUCUAUAGUUUGAGCUAGGGCUGGGUUUUUAAGGAACAUUCUAUAAUAACGUUCCCAUACCUUGUGGAUACAUGAGUUUCAGGGUAUGCCAUGGUUGUCAGGUGACUGAAUUUGUAAGAAAAUUGAUGAUUGUACUGUAUAUAGUAUUAGUUCUGAUGUUAAAUAUGUAUAUGUGGUUAAUUUUAUUUGUUUUGAGAGUUCUGGUUUUUUAAAUAUUUGAAAUUAUUAUGCAGUUAAACAUUCAAUAAAUUAUGAGAUAUCAUCAUGGGGGAUCACUUGGAAAUAAGAGAUUGAUGUGUAAAUUCAUUUACUCUUGUGAUCUUGUGUUGUCUGAUUUAAAUGUUUGAAUGGCAAAUGCACUGAGAAGAAUAAUCAUUGCUUGGCAUCUAAGAAAUACAGUAUGUAUUAGAGAUGAUCUUCAGUAAUGGAGAAAUGAGUAAUAUUUGGAAGUUUUAUUAGGAAAGCAUUUUUUUAGAUUUAAAACUGGUCUUAAUGAAGAGACAGAAAUAAAAGUUAUGUUUUUGCCAGAAAA
This is a messenger RNA of Zootermopsis nevadensis, 5696 nucleotides long. It is a transcript of the gene Edem2, whose product is annotated as ER degradation enhancer, mannosidase alpha-like 2. Gene Ontology annotation, molecular function: mannosyl-oligosaccharide 1,2-alpha-mannosidase activity; calcium ion binding. NCBI's taxonomy places the organism in Eukaryota, Metazoa, Arthropoda, Insecta, Blattodea, Termopsidae. Gene Ontology annotation, biological process: endoplasmic reticulum mannose trimming; carbohydrate metabolic process; mannose trimming involved in glycoprotein ERAD pathway. The record is from RefSeq and is a predicted model, not a curated record. Gene Ontology annotation, cellular component: endoplasmic reticulum; membrane.